This is a messenger RNA of Parasteatoda tepidariorum (common house spider), 2470 nucleotides long. RefSeq lists its product as uncharacterized. NCBI's taxonomy places the organism in Eukaryota, Metazoa, Arthropoda, Arachnida, Araneae, Theridiidae. The record is from RefSeq and is a predicted model, not a curated record.
GAUGAAUGGGCAACAUAUGCAUUUAAGCGUAAACUGCUUUAAUAUGUAUGGGGGUUACUCAUAUGAGUGCAAGGUUCCUCAAGAAAAGAAAUAUAGUUUAGUGUAUUCAGAGGAACGUGAGUAGAUGUUUAAAACUGUAAGGAUGGGAAGUUAUGCUAUUGGAAAUGAUAAUGAUGGAGUGUGUAAAGAAAAGAGAUCUAAAAGCUGGACACUCAUAACUUCAAAAACAGAAUCGACUAAAAGAGCUGACUUCAUAAACAAUUUUUCUGAACCACCUUCCCUGCAGCGUAUUGCAGUAGUGUCGAUUGCAAUUGGGCUAUGGACGGCGCCUGAUAUAAGGAAUGAAAUGGCGUCUUCCUUCUUAUACGAUAUCGAUAAGUUAGAGGGAAGAAUAUUGGACAAAUUGUCCAAUAGCUGUUUGCCCUCAUCGCUGAUGACCAAAAUCUCAUACGUUAUUCGACCCAUUAUGUUGCAGUUGUCGAAAGCGCUUCGUAGUUACGAUGAAUGGACAGGAUAUCAAAGAAAUCUCAGGGAGUAUUACAUAAAACAUGGUACAAUUUAUUGGACAGUUGAGGGGACAGUUGACAUAGUGAAAUCCCUUACGGAACUAUUCGAUAAUGGAACCUUAGGAAGCUUAGAUAUUUGCUAUUUGUAUGAGAUAGCCUGCUCUCACUGUUUAGGGGAAUAUGCUUCAAUUUUGUGGGAGAAAAUUCCAGAGCAAUUUAGAAACCGAUUUAGAAUCAUUCGGGUAACAGAUAUAUACAAUCAUGAUUUGAUGUUAUAUUGGACAUGUGUCAUCGAGAAUAAUUUAGGGAGUUUUCUAACUAGACUCACAGAUCAUGAAAACAUAUACGAUGAUAAGCUUAGUAUUGAUGUAAAUAUGAUUGCUUAUUCGAUUCAAUUUGUUAACAUAGUUGCCCUAAAGUAUUUUUGGAAAAAAUUGUCGGAGCAGGAGAAAAACGAUCAUUUGAGUAAGUGGCUUUUGCAAGUUGCUGAAUUCAUGGAAUUUGUAGAAGUUUCAUCUUAUCAGGGUUCUUCAGAAACUUUAGAUGUUUUAUGUUUUUUACUAUCUCAUGUCAAUCGUAGAACUCAAAUGACCGAAUUUUUUCGGAAUCAUUCUCACGUAUUAGUGUUUUUGUUCGAAAGUUGGCCAUAUCAAAGAAUAUUCUUGUCCACUAUUUUUGAACUAUUGGAUAAUCUUCAAGAAGACAUUUAUCCAUGCAUAAUGCUAAAUAUAGGUUCUAACAUGAGUAAAAGGGGAAAUGAAAUGAUAAUGUUUGAAGAAAUAUGGAGUGCCAGUCCUUUAAGGCUAAGACGAUCACUUCUAAAAAAUGAAUUUCAUUGCAAGGAAGUGUUGUUCUAUUUGCUGGAAUUAGAAAAUCUGAGCAUGGCUGUUACGAUAUUAAAUGAUGCUUCCGAAGAAGAGAUUACACUAUUUACCUGCUUUAUGUUUGGUCUGCCUGAAUUUAAGCAUGCUAUUUACUCAAGCAAUCUGCAUUCACUCCACAUGUUAUUAUCAAAAUCUACAUUGCCACCAGAAUGUUAUCCAUAUAAAAGCAAACUUCUAGAGCAAGGAACGCAAGAUAGACCGAUAAUAUCGUGGCUUAUUAGACUUAGACAUUGGCACAUUUGUAUUGAGUGGAUAUGGGAUGGCAAUAUCCAAGCAGUUGAAUCUUUCUUGAGAUGGGCUUAUCAAUCUGUACGAAUUGGAACAUUUAAGACAACAAUAUCAUCUCCGUAUGCUAUCUACUUGACAUUAAUAUUUUUGUCCAAUUAUGAGCGUGUGGACCAGUUCCUGAAUUGGUAUUUCGAGACGAGACAGGAAAUUCACCAUUUUAAAGCAAACUUUUUGAAAAAAUGGGAUAAUUAUUUUUUCAAGCGCUUCAUAGACAUGCCGUUCAUUGUCUCAAAAAGAGAAGACGAUGUGUUGCAAAAAUUCAUAAACUACAACUUGUCUUCUCUCGAAAACAUUGCAGAAUUUCGACUUAUUUGUCGUAGAUGUAUAGAGUACGCACUGAGUAAAGGUUUUCUUGAAAGUGCCACCUUGCUUUUGAAUGUAUCUUUUGAUAAUAUCAAUGAAACGAAGAGAUACAAAAACGAAAUUAUACAAUCUGAGGAAAGAAUCAAAAAGUUUCUGCUCCUGAAGCAAUCACUUACUGAUGAUGACUGGAAUCAUGUGAAAGAAAUUGUAAUGUGGUCGUCGCCUCUAACCUUAAAUACAGUCACAAAAUUAAAGUCACUGAUUCUGGAACAAAAGACUAAUCACUCUUUCCAAGAUGAAUUGAAUCCACAAAUUUCAGCUCUCCUUGAUUUACUGGAGAAUGCUGUUGAGAAAGAUGAUAGUUAAACAUUUUUUUUACGAUCAAAUACGAAUGCAAAUAAAAUCAUAUUCUCCGUCAAAUGACGAAUCAUGUUCACAGCUCAAUCACUGUCAAACGAUUAAUUGUCUUACAAUAAAUAGGUGACUCCA